AUGGCCGACGAUCUUCGACGUAUGUCCAAACAGGAACGGAUUUUGUGGAGUCUGCUAGAGAGCUUUGAAGAUUUCCUUCACGACUACGACGAUGUUCGGGAUCAUGGCUCACUUCAACCACGGCUGACUAAGUUGGACGAAGCCUACGAGAAGUUUUGUGAUCUGCGAGUUCGUAUAGAGAUGAUCCUUGAAGACCUUGAAGAGGAAUCUGAAGACGGCGACGAUAAGAAGGAAGUUCGAAAACGAGAAAGCAAAAAGGUGUAUAAGGGAUUUGUGACACGGUACUUUUCUUUGAAACAACAGCUGCUGUCGAAGAUGGAGUCGAUUCCCGCACAACCAACUCAAUCCUCUGUUUCCGACGUGGUUUUGCCGUGUCACACAAAGUAUCCAGAACUUCAGCUGCCAACCUUUUCCGGGAAGCUGUUGGAUUGGAUUAAUUUUCGAGACAACUUCAAGUCGCUGAUUCACGAUAAUGUCCAGUUGAACGAUAUGGAUAAGUUUAACUACCUCCGGACGUCACUGAGAGAUGACGCACUUCUCCAUAUCAAUCAAAUCCAAGUUUCAGCGAUGAACUACGGCCUAGCAUGGAGCACACUUGAAUCGAAAUAUGAGAAUCAUAAACUGAUAGCUCAGGAGCAUUUGAAAGCACUCUUCGCCACAUCUGCCAUGCGGACAGAAAGUUACGAAGCAUUAAAUGUAUUGUUGUCGACGUUUAAAAUCAACCUUCAACAAUUAGAAAAACUCGGCCAGAAGACUAGCAACUGGAGCACAUUGCUAGCGUUUAUGCUCUCACAAAAAUUGGAUGCCGAAACAUACCGUCUGUGGGAAACUCACCAUGCUUCUAAAACCGUCCCUACCUAUGAAGCUAUGGUUGAGUUUCUAGAAAACCAUUGUUCAAUCCUGCAGUCAACGGCCAGUCGCAGUGGCGACGAUCAUCAUCGAAACACUAGAGCUCCUAUCAGUCAUAGCACAGCAACGUUCGAGAGUUUCUGCCCUAUUUGCAACAAUGGUCGACACAAAGCAGAACAAUGUAACAGACUCAUUAGGAUGCGAGUCAUCGACAGGAAAGUUUUGGUGCGCAGAAUGGGGCUAUGUCUGAAUUGUUUGGAUUCCGGACAUUUUGUUGCUGAUUGCAUGCAGGAAUCCUGUUUGAAGUGUGGACAAUAUCACCACGUUCUUUUGCACCCGUAUUCUCCCAACCAAAGCAGCCAACAAAACAUGCAGAACGUCUCUCAAGACCCACGAAGACCUCAACGCGCGGACAGUCAAACAAGAAGGCAACCUUAUACACAACAGGCUCAGUCCCGGAUGAAUAGCAACCAAUCUUCACAAAACAUCUCACAACCUACACAACAGCCACCUCCCACAAACACUCCCACUCUUAGCCACCACACUUCUACUCUACUAGGUACACAACGCAACACCCACACCGCCAUCCUGUCGACAGCCGUUGUCAUGCUGUCUGAUAGCAGUGGCAACAAAGUUUUAGCUCGUGCGCUGUUAGAUAAUGGCUCACAGAUUUCUUUAAUGACGGAGCAUUUGUCGCAGAAGUUGAAAUUUGUUCGUUUUCGAGAAAAUCUUCCCGUGAAAGGCGUUGGAGGAUCCAUUCACAUUUCUAAGGAGUCCGUUCUUGGUCGAAUUGUGUCGCGAACUUCGUCGUUUAAAACUGAUGAGAUAAAAUUCUUCGUGCUUCCUCGAAUCACAAUAGAUUUGCCACAGAGAAGCUUUGAUGUCAGCGCCUGGAAUCUUCCGUCGUCCAUCCGCUUAGCCGAUCCCAGAUUCAACGAAUCUAGCUCAGUUGAUCUUGUUAUAGGAGUCUCCACCUUUUAUGAGUUGUUACUAGCGGAGCAAAUGAAGAUUACUGAUGCUGGUCCAAUUCUUCAAAACACCCAGCUGGGAUGGAUCGUAGCAGGAGAGUUUCCAGAAACGCCAGUCACUUCUUACAGCGCCAUGACACCAGAAGUUUCCACUGAUGAGGUACUGCAGCAGCUAACCAAAUUCUGGGAAUUGGAGUCCUGCCGAACGAAAAGUUGUUUGUCAAUUGAAGAGUCCACUUGUGAAGACAUCUUUAAUCAAACUACUACUCGAGAUCCCGACGGAAAACUAAGAGUUUUUCUCCCAAAGAGAGAGUUUAUGAUUGAAAGAUUAGGUAAUUCGAAGCGGGCAGCCACGAAACGUUUUCUAGCUUUGGAAAACAGAUUGAAAACUAAUCUUGAGGUGAAAGCUCUUUACACAGCUUUUAUUCAUGAAUACCAGUUGAUGGGACACAUGCGUGAGGUACACGAGGUCGAAGAUGAACCUGCAGUCUGUUACUACCUGCCACAUCAACCGGUGAUGAAACCCAGCAGUACAACUACAAAACUCAGAGUGGUGUUCGAUGCUUCUUGCUCCACCAGCUCUGGAGUUUCUCUAAAUGAUAUCCUGAUGGUAGGACCAGUCGUCCAGGACGAUUUAAUAGCAAUCCUAUUGAGAUUUCGUAUCCACAAGUACGCGAUAGUUGGAGAAAUUGAAAAGAUGUAUCGCAUGGUAAACGUUCAUGAGAAAGAUCAGCCGCUACAACGGAUUCUGUGGAGAGAAUCCAGCGAAGAACCGCUCCGCACGUACCAGUUAACUACAGUAACCUACGGAACAUCUUCUGCACCGUAUUUAGCAACGCGAUGCUUGCUGAAAUGUGCUGAGGAUGGAAAAUCUUCGCAUCCAGACGCAGCAGUCAUUAUAAAAAAGAAUUUUUACGUCGACGACAUGCUAGCGGGAGCGCAUACUAUUGAUGAAGGGAAAAGCAUGUGCAAAUCAACUGUAGAGCUGUUGAACUCUUAUGGAUUUUGCCUGAGGAAGUUGAACAGCAACCAUCCCGACUUGCUACGUGAACUUCCAGCACAUUUAUGUGACAAGAAAGAUUUCUUGGAUGUACAGACCGGAAAUAGUACCAUACAAACCCUCGGACUUACUUGGGAACCAGCACAGGAUUUGUUUUGGUUUAAGCUACCAGUUUGGAAACCUGUUUUUCCGGUUACAUUUCGCCUUGUCUUGUCUGAUACUGCGCGUUUGUUUGAUCCCUACGGUUUCGCAGGUCCAGUUAUAGUCCAAGCAAAGAUGUUUCUCCAAGAACUUUGGAAGGAAAAGUAUUCUUGGGACGAACCAUUAAAAGAUGAGCAUCAGCAAUUUUGGCUGGAGUUUAGGGACAAAUUAAAUGGUCUAGAUGGAGUAUCUAUUCCUCGAUGGAUCGCAUUCCGCAAGGACGUGAUUGCAUGCGAGAUUCACGGAUUCUGCGAUGCCUCUGAAAAGGCUUACGGAGCUGCGAUUUAUUUACGAAACACAACCAAGGACGGAGAGGUUACUAUUCGGCUGGUGACUGCCAAAUCCAAAGUAGCUCCUCUGGAUGAUGUUAAAGGGAAAAAACGGAAGCAAACAAUACCUCGACUUGAGCUCUCAGCAGCCGUUCUUCUGUCACAUGUGUACGAAACAGUUCAAAACAGUCUGGAGAUCGGUGCUAAGGCUUAUUUUUGGACGGACUCUACCAUUGUAAAAUGUUGGCUUUCAGCACACCCUUCAAGAUGGAAUGUGUUUGUAGCGAAUCGUGUCUCAGAGAUUCAGCACAUCACUCGUGACGGUAUUUGGAAUCAUGUUCCAGGUAUCGAGAACCCCGCAGACAUUAUAUCCCGAGGGCUCACACCUGCGCAAUUGGCCCAAAGUUCACUUUGGUGGAAUGGUCCAGAAUGGUUGGCGAAGGAUUCUAAAAGCUGGCCACAGAGCUCGCCAAAUGAGCAGCAAUUCGAUUCAGUUUUGUUGGAAGAAAAACCUUUAGUCUGUGCGGCUCUGCAGAUCUUGUCACACAGUGAAAUUUUUGGACUUAAGGAAUCACUCCUGGGUCUCGUGCGAUUGACCGCCUGGAUGCGUCGUUUUGCCUUCAAUUGUCGACAUAAGGAUCCCAACGAACAUCGAAUUGGAGUAUUGAAAAGUGAGGAGCAUAAAGAAGCAUUGCUGUGUUUAGUAAAAAUAGCCCAAUCGGAAAGUUUCCCUGUUGAUAUAGCGGACCUCGUAGCGAAAAAUGAAGUGAAGUCUUCAUCGAGAAUACUUCCAUUUCAUCCAAUUAUGAAAGAUGGGGUUUUAUGCGUAGGCGGGCGGCUUAGAAAUGCUGCGAUUCCCGAGGAGCGAAAGCACCCGAUGCUGUUAGAUAACAAACAUCCUUUGACAAAGCUAGUAUUUGUGGACUAUCAUCAUAGACUUCUUCAUGGUGGACCACAACUGAUGAUGGCGAGUGUUCGAGAACGCUUUUGGCCGAUUGCAGCUCGGAAUUUAGCCAGAGAAGUUGUGCACAGUUGUGUAAGAUGCUUUAGAGCGAGACCACGUGUUCAUGAACAAUUGAUGGGAGAUUUACCUAUGGAACGCGUAUCGCCGGCCCCAGUAUUCCAGCGAGUUGGUGUGGACUAUUGUGGUCCUUUUGAAAUCAAAGCUAUCCAUCGGAAAGGAGCUAUGAAUAGAUGCUACGUAUGCGUAUUCGUGUGUCUCGUCGUGAAAGCUGUUCACGUGGAAGUCGUAGCAGAUCUUUCCACCGGUGCAUUUGUAGCAGCAUUUAGGAGGUUUACAAGCAGACGUGGGAGGCCCGUACUUGUCAUGUGCGACAAUGGCACCAACUUUGUAGGAGCUCGUCGAGAGCUGAAUGAAUUACAUCGUUUGUUUACUGCCGAGCAAUUUCGAAACUCUGUAGUUACAGAAGCCGCCAGUGAGGGCAUCGAGUUUAAGUUCAUCCCUCCCAGAUCACCGAAUUUUGGUGGAUUGUGGGAGUCUGCAGUAAAAUCAAUCAAAACACACAUGCGCAGAGUCAUUGGAAGAUAUGUACUGAGACCCGAUGAAUUCCACACUGUAGUAGUUCAGAUAGAAGCAUGCCUGAACUCCAGACCUCUCACACCGAUAUCCAAUGAUUCAGAAGAUUUAGAAGUGCUCACUCCAGGACAUUUCAUAAUACAUCGAUCGUUGCAAGCAGUGCCAGAUCCAAAUCUUCUGCAUCUUCCAGAAAAUCGUCUGAAUAGGUGGCAACAAGUUCAAGCGAUCAACCAGUUGAUUUGGAAGCGUUGGUCGACCGAUUACCUGUCACAGCUUCAAAGCCGGAACAAAUGGACGAGGCAAAGAUCCAACCUGCACAUUGGAACAAUGGUUCUGCUCAAAGAGGACAACUUGCCUCCUCUAGAAUGGAAACUAGGACGCGUUACUAACAUCCAGCCUGGUUCAGAUGGAAACAUCCGUGUAGUUACAGUCCGCACGCAAUAUGGAGAGUUCACGAGAGGUAUCUCCAAGAUUUGCAUUCUUCCCAUCCGAGACAAUCAGCCAUCUGAAAAUCCACGCGAGCAUCAUUAA
Molecule: messenger RNA, 5355 nt
Organism: Uranotaenia lowii
Lineage: Eukaryota; Metazoa; Arthropoda; Insecta; Diptera; Culicidae
Exons: 1
Coding region: 1-5355 (1784 amino acids)
Biological process (GO): proteolysis; DNA integration
Molecular function (GO): nucleic acid binding; zinc ion binding; aspartic-type endopeptidase activity
Source: RefSeq, a predicted model, not a curated record